CUUAUAUCCAACUAAUUGUUCCAAGUAUCUGGGCCAAACAAGUUUUGCUGUAAAAUUUUGAAAAUCGUUAGUGAGUACUUUGAACUCACGCUCCUGCUGGCCACCUUCCUUCAUUCAUACACAUACUAUAUUUUACUAUGUGGCAGGCAGCCAGGGAACAGGACAAAAAGAUCAAAGAACUUAUGGUGGACCAUAGGAAACGAGCCGAGAAACGGCGCGCAUAUCAUGAAUCCAAGAUAGGCGAUCCCAAACAACUCCUCCGCAUCGUCGGCGCUGCAGUCAAGCUGUAUCCUGAUGCAGAACAAUUUUAUCAGCAUGAAAAUGUGAAGAACCUAACUAUAUGGCAGGGCGACGGGUAUACUCGCAUCGAUCGCUUUGAUGGACGAGCACUACUUGACAGUGUGCCUUCAAAAUCACACCCAGCCGUUACUGAGCCAUGGCAAGAUCGUGAAAUAGCAGACGAACUGAACUUUGAACGAUUUCGAGAUCUCGUUGAAGUGGACCGAUUAGAAGUCACGGAAAGAGAACGAUUAGAAGAAAUUGAAGAAGAGUGGACCAAUAUCUUAGCUCGACAUAAGGCGCUGCUAGCCAUGCUUAAUCCCAAGAAGCAAGAGAAGAAACCGCAAGGCUUCAAGUACGAUUAUGGUACGAACGAAGCCCAACAAGAUAGAACGCAAGGAAAUGUAGAAGAAGAAGAAGAGCAAGAGCUGAUUAAAGAGGUGGAUAUAUUGAGCUAUAUUGACGAACUAACCGACGCCGACCGAAGGAAGCUAGAGGAAAUGGCUCAUAGAUAUAAUAUUUGCCACUAUGUUCAUCAGCUACGAGCAGCGCGCAAAGAUCGUGACAGGCAGUUGGACCAUCUGCGAAAUCAACAACAGCAUCGAGGUUCAAAGCAUUCUCGACAACGAGGGAAUGGACACAAUAAACAGAGACGCCGAUAUCACAGUAAUUCUUCGGUCAGUCCUCCCAGAACAUCUUACCACAGACGUAACAGCCCCACUUACGAAGCAUAUGGGAACAGUUCAGAAUCGGAAGCUUCAGGCGAUGAUCCUCCCGCAAAAGUAGAGUCCGAUGAUUUUAUCGUAUUUGGAACUCGCGCGGAUGUACAAGAUCAAGCACCUGUACAAGAUGCAAGCCAUAGGCGUUUACCGGAAUCCAAGUACACGUCCACGGCAAGCAAGGCUGUGAGUCAGCGACCAGCGGCGGCUGAGAAAAAAUUGAGCCCCAUGGAAAAACUUAAGCUGAAAAUGCGUACAGCAUUCGAUGAUCAAAUUGAAAAAGAUGAGCAAACCAAACGGAAGAAAGAGCGGGAUGCGGAGAUAGACAGACUUCAUGCUACCGAUAACAGUGAUGCAUUAUUACGGCUUACCAUGUCUAGCCAAAUAUCACAACAGGUUGGCCAAAAUACCGAUGGAAAGCCGGCCGCAACCCAUGACAAAAGCCACAUGCAGCUUAGUAGAGACAGGCGCCAUGAAAAGAGAUACCGCUCACCACCAUCCCGAUCUCUGAGUCCUAGAAAACAUAGACAUAGGUCAAGAUCUAGGGACCGUGAAAGAAGAAAUCGUUCGCCAGAGAGACACCGUUCACGGGGCCAUAAGAGCAGGAGGCGAUCACCUUCUCGAUCGAGGUCUAGAGGCAGAUAGAUAAAAAUUGUAUACAGUGGCCCAUAGAUAAUUAGAUGGGUAUUUGGGGGGAGAGCGAAGCAAUGACAUUAAGUAUAGGGAGUUUUGUACUUUUGCAACGCUUUCCCAAAAAAGCACCCCUGAGCAUUUGUGUACACAAUAAAGCUCAAAUUUGGCGAUCACUUUGU
This is a messenger RNA of Umbelopsis ramanniana AG, 1810 nucleotides long. RefSeq lists its product as uncharacterized. The record is from RefSeq and is a predicted model, not a curated record. NCBI's taxonomy places the organism in Eukaryota, Fungi, Mucoromycota, Umbelopsidomycetes, Umbelopsidales, Umbelopsidaceae. The transcript has 14 exons. Bases 138 to 1643 code for a protein of 501 amino acids.